Molecule: messenger RNA, 2470 nt
Organism: Porites evermanni
Lineage: Eukaryota; Metazoa; Cnidaria; Anthozoa; Scleractinia; Poritidae
Source: the annotation of a GenBank genome assembly
UACUCGCAUGAAGUUAGCAGUUGGCGUUUACCUGCGCCUAAGAGGGUAAGCCGAGUGAAUCAAACGGAAAGUAAUUACACUAAAGCUGACUUCGAAGACUGGCUGAAUUUCGCGGAUGGUCAUGCUUAUAUGCUGAGACGUUUUCAUUCAGGCUUCAGUGGGAUUCAAACCCACGACCUUUGUUUAGUUAUGCUCGUAUUUUACCAAAGGAGCAAUAUCAAAGCUUAAAUCCCAAACGGCAAAAAUCAAUAUGGGCUGAGAGGAUUCCGAUCAAGCCCUUUCAAAGGAAAUAAUGUUGGAAUUGGUUUCCAGUUGCCAUGAGAAAGUCGACAUAACUUUGAUAUUAUAAAUUUUAUGUGUUUUUUAAAAAAGUCAGUCUUUUAGUUAUAUAAGUCGGAGAGUUCCAGUUUGAGGGCUUCUCCAGGCCAGUCCCAUCAGCAGCCGAGGCGACCGAGGUAAGUACCAGAACAGAAACUUAGUUUCCGUCUCAGUUCUCUACGAGGAUAAAAAUCCUGCAAACAGCGGUUUCAUAGUCAGGAAAGAACUGAGUAAAACUCAAAGGUCCUGAUAAUUGGCUGUUUAUCUUAACCCUGACCUAUGUUAAAGGAGAGAAACACAAAACAAAUUAAAUGUGAGGCUUGAUUACAGAGCCAAAGAAAGAUUUGAACCGCUCAAUUGUGCUCCAUGAUGCAUUCCAAAAGUCGUGAACUUGUAAAUCCUCUUCUCCAGUGGGACUCCAACCCAUAAAAACUGCUUCAAUAGUAAGCAAAUCGAUCUAUGUCCAGAGAAGCUGUCUAGUUUGACUUUGAUUUUAAAUGAACUGUCAAGUUGAUUUCUCUUGCUUUGAUAAUCUGUUUUAGAAGCUUUUCUUUUAGGUCUGUGCAAUUAUUGAAGUAUUAACCUGCCCAGUGCUGACAAAUCGAAUUGAACACGUGACCUUACCUACAAGAGCCCAGGUAAGUACCAGAAAUGUAAAAUAAAUAAAAUGCGGUUCAAUUGAAUAUUCUAAAACUAUUGAAAAUAAAAAUUUAAAAAAACCUUUGAUUAUUAUUUCAACCCAUGAAUUUCAUUCGGGUGAUCACCCUACUGAGAUCUAUACAAAGAUGAAUGUCAUGUUGAUGAAAUUAAAAUCCAUAAGGUCACUGUUACCGACACUGACGCAAGAAGGAGUAAAUUAGAUACAGUUCAGCAUUUAUCAGUAAUAGACAAAGGAAAGCUAAGUAAUGUUUGUAUUCUAAAUCAAUCUUCUUGUAUGAUAGCCCUUGCAUUUAGGUCAGAAAACCUCGAUUGCACGCGCAUGGCCAGCCAGCAGAAACGCAGUACGAAGUCUUCAACUGUUACGACAGAGCGAACCCACCCAGCAGAGACGGUAGACCGUAGGUAAGUCACGAAAAAAAUAAAAUAUGAACUAAAUAAAUCCAGCCUUACUAAAAAAAAUUAGAACGGUAUAGAAGAAUGAAAAGUGAUACCAAAAAUACCUCUUGUCCCUGGUUUUAAGUUUGGUGAACCUAAAGGGAUCUCUUAUUGCAAAAUUAAGGACAAGAAGGAUACUUGCUCCCGGAAUUAGAAUCUUAAACUUUUAAACUUUGUUUAGCUGUUCAUGAUGGCUGGAAAGGAUACUUUAAAAAACAACGGAAACUGAUGGCCAAGAGACAAAUCGCAAGCCGUUUCAGUGUGUUCCAAAUGCAUUUUCCUGAGUUCAAGGUGCCUCUUCUAUACAAACGUUUGCACAUUAAGUUAGAAAGCAUCCCCACCUUCUAAGGAAUUCCCCAUGAACGUUGUUUAAUGAUAGCGAGCAAAUACGAGGUGUUGUGGGAUUCGAACCCAGGCCUACCAAAAGGAGUGAAAUAUGUCAGAAAAAUUUCCAGAUGCCGAAGGAAAAAUGUUCCUUUGAUAUGCUAUUAAUCUGUUGUUCUUAAGAUGUCAUGUAUUUAGGUCGGCAAAUAACAGACGUCGUGCCUCGUCGUGGUCAACCAAUUGCAACUAGCUAGCCUGUGGCGAUACGUAAAAACAAUAUGAAGAGAAUUAAGUUCAAGAACAGCACAUUAUUCAAAGUUUAUGCCCAUCUUGUGCUAAAAAACUAAAGAAUAGGCUGAAAAGAAACUAGCGUUGGAUCCAACUCUGUUAGAAAAUUCUGAGAUGUGCAAUUUUGUUACGAAAACGGAGGAAAUACAAACCGGAGGCUCUGUAUCGAAUGAAUUGACCUAAAUGAGUGAUUUGUAAAGUGCUGAGAAAUGUUUUUUGGAAGUGCUAUCUAAAUUCCAUGUACCAUUACCAAUUCUUUAAACUGCAAAAGUCGCGGCCGACUACUGAAAAGGCAGUACCGAUAUCGCCAUCUUUUUAUGUCAAAAUGUUCACUUUUGUCUUCAGUUUUGAUUCCUUGUUCUGAGAGAUUUAGUUGCCACCUGAUGAGAGACUGUCAUAGUGUAGAGGGCUAGAAGACGGAAGUGACGUCACUCUGUUGCAUUGA